This is a messenger RNA of Auanema sp. JU1783, 2790 nucleotides long. The record is from the annotation of a GenBank genome assembly. Lineage: Eukaryota; Metazoa; Nematoda; Chromadorea; Rhabditida; Rhabditidae.
AUGACAGAAGAAAUCACUAUAUUAGUUUCAGACGAAGAUGUCAUUCCAGAACUCGCAGAGCCCUUCAAACGCCAGGGGAACAUACAGAAUAAUCAACUGUUGGAGCAAUUGAAGAGAACCCUUCAGUCUCUGUCUAUUGAGUUUGAGUCUACAGACUCAAUAAAUGACAUAAUUUCUGAUGGUCUUCCUCAAUUGACAGUGGUUUGGAGAAAAAGGGCUGCAAACUCAGAGAUAGCAUUCAAGGGACUGCUCAUAAUACUGGAAUACUGUUUAUCUAAAUCAUUCGAAGCACAUUUAUGUUUCGAGCAGCUUGUGAAUGUUUUAGGAUUUCAUACAGUUCAAUUUUGGAAAUACUCCGUUCCUUAUAUUUUCGAUUCGGACUUGUCAAAAGGAACGAAAUAUCGUGAUUCAUUGCUUUUCUCCUUGACAUUAUAUGAUAUCAACACUGGAAAAAGUCGAUUGAAAGAACUCUAUGCUGCUGUUCCUGGAAUAAGAAAAUCCUUGUUGGGUCAGCAUGCGAAGCAAUUUGGUGAACGAUAUCAUCAUCUUCAACGAAGAUUAUCUCGUCAUAAUUCCUUUAAUAGUAUCAAUAGCAUAGAUAGUUGUGGGGUUGAAAAUGGAGAAGGUUUACAAGGUACACCUGGACGAAGACGUUCUAUUGACUCGAAUGGCAACAAUUCUGAUAACGAAGAUGAAGAUCAUCGAGAAAUUCGUUCGGGAGGCCUAGCCACGAAUCAUUUUCAGCAACGCGUGAUCAAUGUGUCCAAUGCUCCUCCAGUAUCUUUGAAAAGAGAAAAAACGGGUGAUUGGGAGAUCAAGCAAGGAUCUGGUGGUUUGGUGGCAUGUGUUGAUCCAGUAAUGUCUAAAGACCAUGAAAACAUGUGGCUAGCAAAUUUGGGAAUGAAUAUAAAUCAGAAACGAAGAAGUUCUUUUCAAUCCGAUUGUUCGAACCUAGCUCCUUCCACUAACACUCUUGGAUUGCCUCUGAUCAAACAGGCUAUAGCAGAUGUCUUCUUCCAUUUCUUAGCAGAUGACGAGAAAGUUGAAUCUUCUCCUGACGAGAAAGAAGAGCAACAAAGAAAAGCAAGGGAAGAAAUGUCGUUACUUGGAGUACUUCAUAACUACAAUCGAGGGAACUACAAAUUGAAUCCAGUGAUUGUGCAAGAAGACGAUUAUAAUGUUUACUAUGGUGGAAUAAGUAAUGGCGUAUUAUGGCCAGCUCUCCAUAACCUUCCUGAAUAUAUCGUAUCUGACUACGAUAACCCAAAGACUUUGAAAGAUCAUUGGUGCGCAUAUGUGAGGGUGAACUAUCAGUUUGCCAUAGAUGCUGUUAGAAACAGUCGUCCACAGGAUUUCAUUUGGAUUCAUGAUUAUCAUCUUAUGCUCACUGGUAUGAUUAUGCAAUCAUUAGAUCCCAACUUGGAGGUUGGAUUCUUCUUGCACAUCCCAUUCCAACCUCCCGAGAAUUUCUUUUCAAAAUAUGGUACUUGUGGCUUACCAAUGCUUCGAGGCCUUUUGAAAUUCACAAAGGUUGGGUUCCAAACUCAUAGAGACCGAGAGAAGUAUGUUGAACUGGUUCAAAAGUACCUGAAAGGGAUCACUGUUACGUAUGAUAAGAAUACGGACAUCCAUACUGCCGUGCACGAGGGUUGGACCUGCUCUCUUGGGGUUUUUCCUGUCAGUAUUAAGAAUGAUGACUUCUUGAAGUUUGUUCCAUUAGAAGAGACAAAAGCAAUGACAGAAGGAUUUCGUCGCAAGGUGCUCGGUGAAAAUCCUCUGCCUGAUGCUCGUUUCUUCUUCUCUGUAGAACGGUUUGAUUACACGAAAGGAAUUAAAGAGAAACUUAUGGCUUACGAAAGAUAUUUUGAAAAAUAUCCACAACGAAUAGGAAAAGACGUGCUUUACCAGAUUGCUGUGACAAAUCGUCGUUCGGUCGACACAUAUCGUGUAUAUCAAGAUGAAUGUUUAGCUUUAGCUGAUAGAAUAAAUGAUCGUUUCCAAUACCCAGCUAACCCUGAAUGGAAGCCAUUGAUUUUCCAAACUGAUGGACUACCUCGCAAUGAAUUAGUUGCUGCUUACCUAGCCAUGGAUAUAGGUAUCGUUACUCCGAAAAAAGAUGGAAUGAACUUGGUAGCAAAAGAAAUGCUUGUAUGCAACCCAGAAGCAGGACUUAUUCUUUCUACGGGUGCUGGUUCAGAAAUCCAAUUCACUUCUUCUGGUUUAUAUAAAGAUGAUGGGGAAAAAAAUUAUUAUCGUGUCGAUAACCUAUAUGAUGUGGAGGUUUAUGCUGAUACUUUCUAUCAGGCUGCUUUGGAAACACAAGAAGUUCGUAGUAAGCAUGGACAUCGAUUGAAUGAGUUCAUUCUUGCUAAUGACAUUGAAAGAUGGAGCAGCGCUUUCCUCGAUCCAAGUUGGACUCAUCAAGUUAUCCGGCCUCAACAGAUCGAAACGCUGGAUGAUUUUUAUUCUUUAAUGAUGAGAACUUGUAACGUUCGUCGGCAAAUUGUCGACAGAGUUCUUAAAGGAAUUCCGAUUAGAGCACACUUUGCAAUCAGUUUGAGAAAUGCAAAGGAAUCGCUCGAAAACAGUUGUACAUACAAUAAUCAUACUCUCGUUUUAAAAUCGAGCUUUGAUUCUCCAGAUCGAGCUCAUCUCGAUAUCAAAAACGAGCUUGCAGAGUUCGAAAAGGAUUUAUCUUUCUUGAAAUAUGUACAAAGUGAUGAUGUUGACAAUGUGGAACAAUUUGUGGCGGCACAGAGGUUGUUGCGCUCCUACGUUCCUGUGAGAUAA